Salvia splendens (bonfire salvia) is the source of this 2607-nucleotide messenger RNA. RefSeq names its product RNA polymerase I termination factor-like. Bases 137 to 2173 code for a protein of 678 amino acids. The record is from RefSeq and is a predicted model, not a curated record. NCBI's taxonomy places the organism in Eukaryota, Viridiplantae, Streptophyta, Magnoliopsida, Lamiales, Lamiaceae. The transcript is spliced from 2 exons.
CAUCGCCGUAUCGAUUGGGGGAUUUUAUUUUGUUUGAGUAAUAAAAUAUAAAGAGAAUUAGGCGAAAAGCCCAUAUUCUGAUUCAGAGAGAUUUUACCGCACGCCGCCGCCUCUACACUGCUGCGCCACACUCGGCAUGGAUGAGGAAGGUCCAGUUGUUAAUGUGAACCAGAGUAAUGAGGAGAGAAUCAGGCAGAAGAUAAAGAAUAAGAAAAAAAGUGCCAAAAGCGAAGUAGAGGGUUAUACUGUUGAUACUGUGAAAGCAGCUCCAACAUCUGGGAAUCAAUGUAUUGCUGAACUGAACAAGGAUCAUAAAGGGGGCAAAGAAAAGAAGAAGACGAAGAAAAAUAAGGGAGCAGAAGAUGCUAAGGCUGAGAUGAAGAGUGGUUCUAGAAAAAGUGAAUUAAAUGUAGUAUCUGGUGAGAAUGGUGGUGGAUUAAUGAUUGAUAAAGCUAAAAGGGAUGGGGAGAGUUCCAGUGGAUUAGCACUGGAUAAUGCUGAAAGGAAGAGAAAGCGAAGAGAGAAGAAGGACAAGAAUGAGAUUGUUGAGACACAUGAUACUGGCGAAGUAAAGAGGGAUGCGGGUAUCAAUUUGCAAGAGGGAGAAAAUGUAUCUGGAAAAGUGAGUGGCAAAGAAGUUAUGAAAGAGAAGAAGAAACAGAAAGUGAAAAGUAAUGACAGUAAGGUGGGAGAGAGAGAUGGAGAAGUUAUCCGAGGGGACAGUGAGAAUUGCAUGGUCAAUGCCACAGAGAUUAGGAAGGAAAAGAAGGGCAAGAAAAGGAAGAAGGAUGACUGUUUUGUCAUGUCAAGAGACACUCAUACUGACAAUAAAUCUGGUGAAGUUGGUUUAUGUUCAAAACAGCGGGAAAAUGUGUUGUAUGAUGUUGAAGAUCAUACUCAAUCAAUAAAUGAAGAUGUUGAUACCAAGAAUAAUCAUGAAAGGAAGGAAAAAAAGAAGCACAAAAAGAAAGAGUACUACAAAGACGAUCUGCCUCCCGCUCAGCAAGAACAUGUAGAUGGUGACACCAAUAGUCUUCUGAAUACAAUAGAAACACAAAAUAAAGAAGCAGAGCUUACCAACAAAAGGAAGAAAAAGAAGUCCAAACUUUCCAAAAAUGGUUGUACUUAUGAACGAGACAAUGAAGCUGAAUAUGCAAAGAAAGGGAAAAAGAGAAAGUCCAGUUUGGUGGUGAAAGGUUCAGAUGAUACUUCACCUAGCAAAAGUAAUAAGAAAGUGAGAUUUUCUGAUCAAGAUGAGGUAUUUCCUCUCCCUCCUAAAUCAAAUACUGAGGAGGAGGAUGGAAAGAAGGACAAUCUGGUAAGAGCCAAGCGGUUCACACCUGAAGAAGAUGAGAUUGUGAAAGGUUCUGUUAUGAAGUACAUAGAGGAUCACGAGUUAGGUGAUGAAGGUGUGAAAAUGAUCUUAAACUCUAGCAAGCACCCUGAACUGAAAGGCUGCUGGAAAGAAAUAGCGUCUUCCAUUCCAUACAGACCAUAUAAUGCUAUUUAUUAUCGUGCUCGGAUUUUAUUUAUGAGGUCUGAGAGCCGGAAAUGGACUCCAGAAGAGUAUGACAUGGUUUUGAAAUACCAGGAAGAGCAUGGUAACAAGUGGAGGGCCUUGGCAGAUGAACUUGGUAAACAUACAUGGCAUGUGAAGGAUACUUGGCGCAGGAUAAAGUUACGUGACAGGAAGAAAGGAAAUUGGUCACAAGAAGAGUAUCAGGGAUUAUUUGAUCUGGUGAAUACUGAUCUGCAAUUGAAACUUUCUGAAGAGAAGAGGUCCAAGCAUGGAAUGUUGCGGGACAAUAUUGCUUGGACUGCAAUUAGUGAUGAGUUAUCCACUCGAACACAAGCAGCUUGCUGUUUAAAGUGGUACAAUCAAUUAACAUCACCUAUGGUAGCUCAAGGUGUAUGGGCUGAUUCAGAUGACUAUCGUCUGCUAAGUGCACUUUAUAGCCUGGAUGCAACUUGCAUGGAAGAUGUCGGAUGGGAUGAUCUUAUUGAUACCAGAGAUGGAGAUUUAUGUCGAAAGCGUUGGAACCAGAUGGUUCUACAUGUAGGUCACAUUGGAAAUAAAUCAUUUGCUGAACAAGUUGAAGUAUUGGCUCAAAGAUACUGCCCGCAUCUUCUUGAAGCAAGAGAAACCUGGGAUAGCAAACCACGGGUUCCCUGAUCUGCCCUUCUGUAGCUGUGGAGUUUGAAGCUUGAUGUCAUGAAGAAAAUCCCUCUGAAGGUUUUUGUCUUUCCAUUUCUCUCUAGUCUCAAUGGUUCUUGUAUGCUUGUCUGUCAUCUUUUUGUUUCAGCCUUGGAAAAUCCUACAAGCAAUGACAUAUGGAGAAUUUUUCGCCUGCAUUUAAAUUCUGUUUGUUGUCUAAGAUCAUGUCUUUGCCUAUAGAAAUUCAACUUUCAGUGGAUUUGGGUAUAUGUUAUAAUCUUUAUCUUUUUAGGUGAACCAGUAUUUUGAUGAGUUCGUUAGGUUAGUAGUUUGUAAUUGGGGACCCUGCUUAUUCAAAUUUCUAUUUUCUGGUGAAACUGUAUUUUGAGUUACAUUUGUUGGUAAAAUUUUAUUGAUGUUUACUGUAAGGAAAUUGGAGGAAUGUUUUCACA